UUUGUUACACGUUUAAAUAUUGAGUAGAUCUAAGAUCUGUAUAAUUUAAAUUUGUUAAGUUAAAUAUUUGUCAAAGCAAAUUUUAUUUUAUUCUGUGAUUAAAUAAUUAAGUAUUUUAAAGAAAAAAUAAAAUUUAUUAACUAUAUAUAUAAAUAUGUAUAAUAUAUGUGUCAUAAACUGAUGAUUAGAUCGCGUAUCGCGUAAAUAAUUUAUUGUGCAUGGUUAGAAAUAUGUUAUGACGUCAAUAGUUAGUAAUUUUAAUUGUGUUUAUUAAAAGAAAAAAUAGUAAAAUAUAUUUAAUAAACUUGAAAAAAUGGCUUCUAUUGAUAAUGAAAUUUUACAAGACUCAAUGUCUGAUUUACAAAAUUUAUCUGGGUCAGAGUGUGGUACAGCAAAUACUCCAGCAAUCAAUGAUGAUAAUAUUAAAAAACGAUUUGAAAAUAUUAAAAAGUCACCUAAUGAUUCACAAUUUUAUAGAGGAUUAAUAUUAAAUAAUGACAUGAAGGUAUUGUUAAUAAGUGAUCCUACAACAGAUAAAAGUGCUGUUUCAUUGGAUGUAAACGUUGGUUACUUGAGUGAUCCAGCAGAAUUGCCAGGUCUCGCACACUUUUGCGAGCACAUGCUAUUUCUUGGAACAGAAAAAUAUCCUGAUAAAAAUUCAUACAACUCGUAUUUGUCUCAACAUGGAGGCUGUUCAAAUGCAAUGACUCUGCCAGAUUAUACUCAAUAUCAUUUUGAUGUUAGUCCUGAAUAUUUAGAAGGUGCUGUAGAUCGUUUUGCCCAAUUUUUUAUAGCUCCAUUGUUUACCGAAUCAGCAACUGAACUUGAGGUCCAGGCAGUUCACUCGGAGCAUGAAAAAAAUAUUGCAAAUGAUACAUGGCGACAGGAUCAGCUGGAAAAAUCUUCUGCGAAUCCUGAUCAUCCAUAUUCAAAGUUUGGUACGGGAAAUCGAGAGACUCUAGACUUGGGGCCUAAACAAAAAGGAGUAAAUGUACGAAAAGCUUUGCUUGAUUUUCACAAUAAUUGGUACUCUGCAAAUAUAAUGGCUCUGAGUAUCCUUGGUAAAGAGAGUCUUGAUGAAUUAGAAAAAAUGGUAAUUGAAAAAUUUGCACAAGUAAAAAACAAGCAAGUCGAAGUACCCGAGUGGCCAGAUCAUCCAUUUAAUGAAGAUCAUUUUGGUAAAAAAUGGCUGAUUGUGCCAAUUAAAGAUGUUCGUGGUCUUAAAAUGACUUUUCCACUACCAGAUCUUAGCCAACACUUUCGUUCUUGUCCGGCGCACUAUGUCUCACAUUUGCUGGGUCAUGAAGCUGAUGGAUCACUUUUGUCGGCAUUAAAAAAAGCUGGAUGGUGCAACGCAUUAGUUGCUGGUGAAAAAAAAGCUGCAAGAGGUGGUUGUAAUUUCUUUUCUAUUUAUGUAGAUUUGACUGAAGAAGGAAUGAAUCAUGUUGAUGAUAUUGUUACGCUUACUUUUCAAUAUAUAAAUAUGCUGAGAGUUAACGGUCCACUUGAGUGGAUUUUUGAUGAAUGUAAACAAAUAGCAAUUGUUGACUUUAAUUUUAAAGAUAAAUUAUUACCAAAAACAACAGUUAACGUUACUGUACGGUCUUUACAAAAAUAUCCAAUGGAAGAAGUACUUACUGGACCUUAUUUACCUACUGAAUGGCGUCCAGAUCUUAUUAAUACUGUAAUGGAUUGUUUGAUACCUCAAAAAAUUCGUAUUCACGUUGUUGGUAAAAUAUUUAAAGAUAUUGCAGAUCAAUCUGAAUUUUGGUAUGGUACCGAGUAUGCAAUUGAAAAAAUACCAUAUGAUAUUUUAGAAAAUUGGACAAACCCUGGACUCAGUGAUGAAUUAAAAAUUCCAAGUGUUAAUGAAUUUAUACCUCAGUCAUUUGAUAUUAAAUGUCUUAGUGAGGAACGUAAAACUGAAAUAACUAAAUUUCCAACUAUUAUUUUAGAUAAUCCGUUAAUGCGAGUAUGGUUUAAACAAGAUGAUGAAUUUAAAGUACCUAAAGUUAAUUUAAGUUUUGAUUUUAUUAGUCCUUAUGCAUAUUUAGAUCCCUGUAAUUUUAAUCUUACAAAUUUAUAUAUACAAUUAUUUAAAGAUUCAUUAAAUGAAUACGCAUAUAAUGCAAGUCUUGCAAGAUUGAGCUGGGAAUUUAGCGCAAGUAAAAAUGGUAUGACUUUAUUAGUUGGUGGUUAUCAUGACAAACAUCGUGUUCUUUUGAAAAAAAUAUUGGACAGAAUGGUUAAUUUUACUGCUGACAAACAGAGAUUUGAAAUAAUAAAAGAAUUAUAUAUUAGAAAUUUAAAAAAUUUUGAAGCUGAUCAACCGUAUCAGCAUGCUGUUUAUUAUCUGGCUGUGCUAUUGACAGAGCAAGGAUGGUCAAAAGAUGAACUACUUGAGGCGAUUGAAUAUUUAACUUUUGAUAGGCUUGAGCAGUUUAUACCUCAGCUGUUGUCUAAAACUCACAUUGAAUGUUUAAUUCAUGGUAAUUUGACUGAGGCAGAGGCAUUAGAAACAAUAAAAAUGGUUGAAAAUCAGCUGACCAAGGAUCCACUUGACGAUAAUAAAAGUAAAAUAAUAGUACCGUUAUUACCUAAACAAUAUUUACUUCAUCGUGAAAUAAGUUUAGACAAUGGUAGUCACUUUUUGUAUGAAAUUGAAAAUAAAUUACAUAAAUCAUCGUGUACAGAAAUUUAUUAUCAAGUGGGAUUACAAUCAACAGAAUCAAACAUGCAUCUAGAACUAUUGGGGCAAAUAAUAUCUGAGCCGUUUUUCGAUGUUCUGCGUACGCAAGAACAACUGGGUUACAUUGUAUUCAGUGGAAUUCGUCGAGGGAAUGGAGUUCAAGGCCUCAGAAUAAUAAUACAAGGCGAUAGACACCCCCAGUAUCUAGAAGAACGUAUCGAGGCCUUUAUCGAGUCAGUUCAAAAUCGAAUUGUUAAUAUGUCUGAAGAAGAAUUCAAUCGUCAUAAAACUUCAUUGGCCAAUCAACGUCUCGAGAAACCUAAAAAAAUGACAACACUGUCGGCAAUAUUUUGGAGUGAAAUAACAAAUCGUCAGUACAAUUUUGAUCGUGCUAAUAUUGAAGUUGCUUAUUUACGUACUAUUACAAAAUCUCAAAUACUUGAUUUUUAUAACGAAAAAAUAAAACAACAGUCACCGUUUAGACGUAAACUAUCACUUCAUGUGGUAUCGACAGCUCCAGGUGGUGCAGGACACACUGAAAAAUCAUCACAAGAUUCAGUAACAACAACAACUGAAGAUGAUAAUACAUCAUCGCCAAUAAAGAUAACGGACAUUUUGUCAUUUAAAACAAGUCAGUCGCUUUAUCCGAUCGUAAAGCCUUUUAUUAAUAUUUCACGUAAAGAUCAACGAUCUAAACUCUAAGCUAUAGGCUAUAAAUUUAUAAAUUUUUUUAAAUAGAUGUUUGAUUAUUUUAAAUAAUUUUAAUUAUAAAUUAAACAAUUAAUCAUUGUCAAUUAUUUUUUAAGCAAUAAAUAAUUAAAUUAUCGUAUAAUCAUGAUACGUCAUAAUAAAUAAAUAAUAAUAAUAUUGUUAUUAAUAGCACGGUAUUGCUUUGUAGCACAUAUAAUU
Messenger RNA from Microplitis demolitor, 3598 nucleotides. RefSeq names its product insulin-degrading enzyme (gene Ide). Lineage: Eukaryota; Metazoa; Arthropoda; Insecta; Hymenoptera; Braconidae. Gene Ontology annotation, cellular component: cytosol; mitochondrion. The coding region runs from base 314 to 3391 and encodes 1025 amino acids. Gene Ontology annotation, molecular function: metal ion binding; metalloendopeptidase activity. Gene Ontology annotation, biological process: peptide catabolic process. The record is from RefSeq and is a predicted model, not a curated record. The transcript has 5 exons.